Molecule: messenger RNA, 3560 nt
Organism: Hipposideros armiger (great roundleaf bat)
Lineage: Eukaryota; Metazoa; Chordata; Mammalia; Chiroptera; Hipposideridae
Gene: NDRG4
Product: NDRG family member 4
Exons: 18
Coding region: 335-1609 (424 amino acids)
Source: RefSeq, a predicted model, not a curated record
GGGCCUCUUUGUUCCGGCGGCGGGUGCACGGCCCCCUCCCGUCGCCCCCAGAGUGUCACCCGCACCCACGCCGCGCGUUCCCUCCGCCUCGCGGAGUUCACCCAGACCAGGUGGCGGCGGGCGCCUUUUAGGGGUGCGCGGUCGUGCAAUUGGUGGAUUUUUUUUAAAGCGUUUUGGAGGGGGGAGCACGCCGUGGGGGGCGGCGAGCGCGCUCCUGGCUCUGGCUGCGGCUCCUGCUCCGUUUCUCCCUCUCCUGCUGCUUCGCUCCUCGCGCUCCGCGCUCCUCUGUCUCCCCGACGCCGCAGCCCGGAGCUGGGCAGCGCCGGGCGCAGAGAUGAAGGUGCUGGGGCACAAGCUCGAACUGCUGACAGGGCUCCUGCUCCACGACGUGACCAUGGCUGGGCUGCAGGAGCUGCGAUUCCCCGAGGAGAAGCCUCUGCUCCGGGGCCAGGACGCCGCGGAGCUGGAGAACUCUGACACCUUCCUCUUGGCCACGGACACCGACUGGAAGGAACAUGACAUUGAGACGCCUUACGGCCUUCUGCACGUAGUGAUCCGGGGCUCCCCCAAGGGGAACCGCCCGGCCAUCCUCACCUACCAUGAUGUGGGCCUCAACCACAAGCUGUGCUUCAACACCUUCUUCAACUUUGAGGACAUGCAGGAGAUCACCAAGCACUUUGUGGUGUGCCACGUGGAUGCUCCGGGCCAGCAGGUGGGGGCGUCGCAGUUUCCUCAGGGGUACCAGUUCCCUUCCAUGGAGCAGCUGGCUGCCAUGCUCCCCAGCGUGGUGCAGCACUUUGGGUUCAAGUACGUGAUUGGCAUUGGUGUGGGAGCCGGAGCCUAUGUGCUGGCCAAGUUUGCACUCAUCUUCCCCGACCUGGUGGAGGGGUUGGUGCUGAUAAACAUUGACCCCAAUGGCAAAGGCUGGAUCGACUGGGCCGCCACCAAGCUCUCUGGCCUUACCAGCACAUUACCUGACACGGUGCUAUCCCACCUCUUCAGCCAGGAGGAGCUGGUGAGCAGCACGGAGCUGGUGCAGAGCUACCGGCAGCAGAUCGGGAACGUGGUGAACCAGGCCAACCUGCAGCUUUUCUGGAACAUGUACAACAGCCGCAGAGACCUGGACAUUAACCGGCCUGGAACGGUGCCCAAUGCCAAGACGCUCCGCUGCCCUGUGAUGCUGGUAGUUGGAGAUAACGCACCUGCUGAGGAUGGGGUGGUUGAGUGCAAUUCCAAACUGGACCCAACCACCACGACCUUCCUGAAGAUGGCAGAUUCCGGGGGGCUCCCCCAGGUCACACAGCCUGGGAAGCUGACGGAAGCCUUCAAAUACUUCCUGCAAGGCAUGGGCUACACCGGGGACACCCAAAGACCUGCCAGGGCGUCUCCACCUAAGUUUUGCAUACUUGAAGGACCGAAGGCUGAGUGGAGGAGCAGUGCCCUCAGCCAGCAUGACCCGUCUUGCCCGCUCUCGCACCGCAUCCCUCACCAGUGCCAGCUCGGUGGAUGGCAGCCGCCCGCAGGCCUGUACCCACUCGGAGAGCAGCGAGGGGCUGGGCCAGGUCAACCACACCAUGGAGGUGUCCUGUUGAAGCCCUGGGUCCCCUGAAGACGCCCACGUGCCCCUGCCCGCAUCGACGUCCCACUGCCAUCCUCGCACCGGCUCCUUUUUCCCUUUAGUUUAUUUUUGUGAGGGUGAAGGGGAGGAAAUGGGGUUGCUUCUCUUUUGUUUAAAAAGAUGAGGGGAUCCAUUUGAAACGCUGCAGAAGUCUCCAGAAGGUUUGAGGGGCUCAUUCUUGCCCACCCCGACCUCACUCACUUGUUAACUUGGCUCACUUAGCCCCCUCUCUUCCAAUUCCCCACCGUCCAGGCACAGUCAGGGCGAAGGGGAUGAGCUAAGGAAAGACUUGGAGUCCUUCUCUGGCCAGGGUCCAGGGUAAUAUCCUGGAUUAAAGAAAGAGCAUGGGAUGAUGACCUCCUUGAUUGAAGAGCAUGGGAUGGGAUUUUGAGGCGGUGGCUGCAGGGACAGCAGGAGCAUGGGGUCCAGCUCAGGCACUGACGUGAGAAUCAGGAGACAGCAGCAGGGAGCACUGGGAGGUGAGGAACCCUGGAGCUCUGCAGGCCCCUUUCCUGCAGCCCCUCCACUAAGCACAUCUGUUUCAGUCUUGUAGCACAUGUGACAAUCAUCUGAGCAGUAGCCACAAGGGGGCGCUCCUACCAAGCAGCUGUUUUGCUGGUGCUCUCAGGCAGGCAGGGGCUGAAGCCCGCGGUUUCUGUCCAAGAAAAACAGAACAUGAAAGACAUUGAGGGCAGAAACCCCACGCACUCUUUCAGCCCACACACUCCACCACCUUCCAGCCCUGUCGCAUUUCUGAGCCAAGGCCCUGAAGCAGAAAGUCUGGUUCUCCAUCUCCAUAGGGACCUGACUUGCAGGCUGAGGUUCAAGGCUGGGAUAGCCAGUGAGGAUUGAGUGCACCCCUAAGAGAACUUGGUGUUUGUCUGCCUUUGGGAGCCAGCAUGUGGCCAGAGGCAGCAGUGAUGAAAGUCCCGAUAGGCCCUUUUUUUGCCCCCAGGUUCCAUGGAGGGCAACCUGAUCAGCAGUACGGCCAAAGCCACCAGAAACAUGGUGUUUCUAGGGAGAGUUAUAGUCAAGUUAUGCCAGCGUUUCACGUAGGCAUCACUAAGGAACGUUUAUUUGGAGAGAAAUGGUCCAAGGUAGCAAGACUUCCGCGGGCCCCAUCACUGUCUCAGCCUAUUUGAGUGGGCUUUGGCCGAGGCUUGCUGGAUCCUGGGGUGGGAGGUGAAGACUCCUGAAGUGAACAAGGGCCAGGCAGAGGAGAAAGGCUCCUCACACGCCCCAGCCACCUAAAUCCCAGGACUGUGCCACAUGCUUCCUUUCCACUUACCUUAUCAGGUAGACUCUCCUGGCGCAGACACCAGAAGCCAUUUGUCUCAGAGCCUCAAUCAACUGCUCCAAACCCCAAAACGAGUAAAAGGAAGGGAGAGAGUUAUGAAAAAUGCAGGGCUGGGGAAGUGUGUGUGGGGGGGUGCUUUGAGGCUGAGAGGACACCUGCACCCACAUUUCCUCUGCACAUAUCACCACCCCCUUCUAUAAUCUUAAGCCAUUACGAGACUGAUCUAGAGCCUGGUGGAGUGUUAUUCUGUCCCCAGUUUCUAUUCACUCACGUGCUUCCUUUGAAUAUCAAAUGUGACUGAAAAGCUGGUAGAAUUAAUCCCUCGUACUGUAGAUAGCACUGCAAGUCUUGGACAUUUUUUUUUUGCUGUGUUCUUUCAGAUGAGAUAUCUAUUAAUAUCUAUACAUUAAUAUGUAUAUUGGGUCCUCCUGCGUGUGGUUGUCCAUUGGAGGUUGUCUCUUUAGUCAAAGUGAACUUUUAAUGGAAUUUAUUAUUUUCCUCUCUGUACAGAGUGAAGACACUAAUUUUGUGUAUUCUAGUGGCUAAUGUCAUGAGACUUGGAAAUGACAAAACGAAAAAAAAAAAACCUUGUCAAUGUAGAAAGAGUUAACUGUGCUGAAAAACUAAUAAAGAAACUAAGAAGAA